This is a messenger RNA of Zea mays, 1961 nucleotides long. Its product is annotated as two-component response regulator-like PRR1. Gene Ontology annotation, molecular function: microfilament motor activity; ATP binding; actin filament binding. The coding region runs from base 1 to 1860 and encodes 619 amino acids. The transcript has 11 exons. Gene Ontology annotation, cellular component: membrane; myosin complex; cytoplasm. NCBI's taxonomy places the organism in Eukaryota, Viridiplantae, Streptophyta, Magnoliopsida, Poales, Poaceae. Gene Ontology annotation, biological process: actin filament organization; phosphorelay signal transduction system. The record is from RefSeq and is a predicted model, not a curated record.
AUGGCUUUGACCUGCGCCAAGUCUCCGCGGCAGGUGAUCAAUAUCCUCAACUACGAGGGCGGCGAGAUCGACAUCAUCCUGGCUGAGGUCGAUCUGUCGGUCUCCAAGUGCUUCAAGAUGCUCAAGUACAUUGCCCGGAACCAGGACCUGCGUCACAUCCCCAUCAUAAUGAUGUCCAACAGAGACGAGGUGUCUGUUGUUGUCAAGUGCUUGCGGCUUGGCGCCGCCGAGUACCUGGUGAAGCCGCUGCGCACGAAUGAGCUGCUGAACCUUUGGACCCAUGUGUGGCGGCGGAGACGGAUGCUUGGUUUGCCCGAGAAAAACUUCUUCAAUGACAACUUCGAGUUGGUGCUCUCAGAACCUAGCGAUGCCAAUACCAAUAGCACCACCCUCCUCUCAGACGAGACCGACGAUAGGCCUAAAGGAAACACGAAUCAAGAAACAGGCACCUCAAAGCAACUUGAAUACGAGUCUAAUCCUUCGGUUGCUGAGCCCGACCAGAGAGAAAAGAUGGAGGGUGUUCCAGGCUCUGCCCUAGAUGCCAGUCAAAAAUCCUCUCCGAGAAGAGCGUUUUCACGCCCUAUAAAAACUAACCUGAGGGUUGCCGAGUCGUCUGCAUUUCUAGCAUAUGUCAAGUCAAGCACCCCAGCCACCAGCUCAUUUGACAGCGAAUUACAAAGGGGUGGCAGCCGAUUAGAUUCCUUGGAUAACCAGGGUAAUUGCUCUAGCGCAACCGAUAGAAGUGACACCGGUACUGAUGUAAAUAUUCGGAACAAAGAAGCUUUUGAGAUGCCUGCGCAGUACCCUAUGGUAUGGUUUUCUUCCUCUAACAUGCAUAUGGAGCGAAGCAGCGAAGGACAUAAUGAUACUUUAGGAACUCCACCUGCAUACCAUUUCCCAUUUUAUUAUCCAGGGAUGGUAGAGCACAACAUGGCACUUUCAUCGGCGCAAGAUUUUCAAGCAAACAUAAACAAUGCUCAAGCACAUACACCGCAAGAAGGCACAUUUAAGAUUUGCCAUUAUGCAGGGGAGGUGACAUAUGAUACAGCUGGGUUCCUGGAGAAGAACAGAGAUCCACUACACUCUGAAUCGAUCCAACUACUAUCAUCAUGUAAAUGUGAACUUCCAAAACAUUUUGCCUCUGUCAUGGUUGCUGAUUCUCAGAAUAAAUCAAGUCUGUCAUGGCAUUCAGUAAUGGAUACACAGAAACAAAGUGUUGUCACGAAAUUUAAGGCUCAACUGUUCAAGCUGAUGCAGCAGUUGGAGAGUACAACCCCACAUUUUAUUCGAUGCAUUCAACCAAAUAGCAAACAACUUCCCAGGUUAUUCGAGCAUGAUCUUAUCUUGCACCAGCUUAAAUGCUGUGGGGUGCUUGAAGUUGUCCGGAUAUCAAGAACAUGCUAUCCAACUAGGAUCACUCACCAACAGUUUGCUGAAAGAUAUGGGUUUCUUCUCUUGCGUUCGAUUGCAUCUCAAGACCCACUUAGUGUUUCAAUUGUUGUUUUGCAACAGUUGAACAUCCCCCCUGAAAUGUAUCAAGUUGGCUACACAAAAUUGUUUUUCCGUACAGGACAGGUUGCUGCACUGGAAAAUGCUAAAAUACAGAUGCUUCAUGGAACCCUCCGUAUUCAGAAACACUUCCGGGGUAUGCAUUCUCGUCAGGGAUAUCAACGACUCAAGAAAGCGACAAUGAAUUUGCAAUCAUUUAUACGUGGUGAAAGAGCAAGAAUACACUUUGAUAAUCUUGUCAAGAGAUGGAGGGCAGCUGUUCUAAUACAGAAGUACACUAGGCGUCGACUUGCAGCUAACAUGUUUAAUGAUCAACUGAAUCAUAUCAUUAUUCUUCAGUCUGGUAAUUAAUAUGAUAAAAAUGGGCAUAUUAACAUUACCCUAGAGUACUGGAUCUAUCUAAUCAUGUGUUGUCAUAUGUUGCUGCAGUGAUGCGUGGGUGCCUGACUAGA